AUGGCGCCUAAGGAAACCAAGUUCAAGGUGGCCGCGGCUCAUGCCGCACCUGUCUUUAUGGACAAAUCAGCCACCAUCAAGAAGACUGUUCGGCUCAUCGAGCAAGCUGCGAAAGACGACGUCAAGCUCCUAGUGUUCCCUGAAACCUUCAUCCCCGGCUACCCCUGGUGGACUGAAUGCUACCCGCCCCUAAAGCAGGUUGCUGCUUUGGCCAAGUACGCUGAAGAAAGCGUAGUUGUGGAGCCGAACGGAGAAGACGUCAGCGCCAUUCAGGACGCUUGUCGCCGGACCGGUGUAGCAAUCAAUCUCGGAAUCUCGGAGCGUAUCGCAAACGGCCAUACGCUAUUCAACUCACAGGUCAUCAUCGAUAGCGACGGCACUAUCCUCGGUGUUCAUCGCAAGCUUCAGCCAACUUUUGUCGAGCGCAUGGUGUGGGCUCAGGGCAACGGAAGCACAUUGCGCAACUGGCCCCUUUCCCUGGGCUAUAACCUCGGAGGUCUUGCGUGCUGGGAGCAUACUAUGAACGGCGCACGCCAGGCACUCAUCACCCAGAACCAACACAUUCAUGCUGGAGCUUGGCCAGCCUUAUCGGCAAUGGCGGGUUUCGAGGAUGUCGCCGAUGCGCAAAUCGAGGCGCUGAUGAAGAUGCAUGCUUUAACCGCCCAGGUCUUCGUUAUCACCGCUUCUGACUAUGUCGAUCAACAGUGUCUCAGCUGGAUGGAAGAUAAUCUUGGAAAGCAAGAUCUCAUCAAGCUUGGUGGCGGUUGGUCUUCAAUCAUCCAUCCGUUCUGCUCGUUCAUCGCUGGUCCGCAUACCGGCGGGGAGGAGAAGUUGGUACAGGGCGAGAUUGACUUCUCACAGAUGGGUGCUGUGAAGGUAUGGAUUGAUGCAGCGGGCCACUACCAGCGUCCAGAGAUUCUGCAGUUCGCGUUCGAUGCGCGUCCACACUGGGCGGACGAGAAAACCGAUCGCUUCAAGGUGCGUACGGAGGAAAGAAAACCAGAUGCUGAUAGUGGUCACGAGUCGUAG
Messenger RNA from Alternaria atra, 1029 nucleotides. RefSeq lists its product as uncharacterized. Gene Ontology annotation, molecular function: catalytic activity. The record is from RefSeq and is a predicted model, not a curated record. The transcript has 2 exons. Lineage: Eukaryota; Fungi; Ascomycota; Dothideomycetes; Pleosporales; Pleosporaceae. The coding region runs from base 1 to 1029 and encodes 342 amino acids.